Annulohypoxylon truncatum is the source of this 939-nucleotide messenger RNA. RefSeq names its product Sedlin. The record is from RefSeq and is a predicted model, not a curated record. Bases 204 to 695 code for a protein of 163 amino acids. Gene Ontology annotation, cellular component: nucleus; TRAPP complex; cytoplasm. Gene Ontology annotation, biological process: endoplasmic reticulum to Golgi vesicle-mediated transport. The transcript is spliced from 2 exons. NCBI's taxonomy places the organism in Eukaryota, Fungi, Ascomycota, Sordariomycetes, Xylariales, Hypoxylaceae.
GCCGCCGGCACCCCACGGCUAGGAACCACUUCUGAUCCGCACUAAACCUUUCCAAUCCUACCUAAGUAUCCAUGUACCUUCCUCAACCUAAAGUCGAAAGUUGAAGCUAUCCGCUAUUAAUAUCCAAGACCCUUCAACUUCGAAAAACCCCGACUCCUGUCGCAAAUGAUCGACAGAUAACCAACUUAAACCCCUCCCGAAAUAUGUCGUACUAUUUCGCCAUCGUCGGAACGCAGGAUAACCCGAUCUUCGAGCACGAGUUCGGCACCUCGAAGCAGGGCGGCGACGGGCAGCCGCGCUUCAGCGACCAGGCGCGGCACAUGAACCAGUUCAUCGUGCACAGCAGCUUGGACAUCGUCGAGGAGGUGCAGUGGGGAAGCGGUCAGCAGUACCUCAAGUGCGUCGACAAGUUCUUCAACAACUACGUAUCCUGCUUCGUGACGGGCGGCAACGUCAAGUUCCUGCUGCUGCACCAGCCGAUCACGCCCGUAUCCACGACUUCGACGCGCGCUUCGACGUCCAUCGGCGCCAACCCUACGAGCCCCCAGACCGAAGAGGCGAUCAAGAACUUCAUGCUUGAGGUCUACGAGAACUGGGUCAAGACUAUCAUGAGCCCUUUCUACAGAGCAAAUAUGGAGGUAAAGAGCCCAGUAUUUAGGCAGAGAGUUGCUGCGGCGGGGAGGAAAUACUUAUGAAGUACCGAGCAUCUAAGAACCGGACUUGUGGAUAUUAUUAGCCAGAUAGACCAAGGCGUCUGGAGUUAUGGGAGGCAGCAAUUGAGGGGAUCCGCUAUUGCUAUUAGACUUAUUCAUAAUACAACGAAAGCAUAAUAUAUCGAGUUCAUCGCGAAAUCAAAUCACAGUGGGCAUCGAAUCAAGUCAAAAUUGUGUUCAUAGCAAAGCAUAAAAGCGAUGCAAUUAAAUUCAGUUACUGCCGUAG